AUGGCUGACCCAACAAUAGCGGAGUUGAACGACAAGUUCGCCAUCGGCACUAAGGACUUGGAAUCAGAUGUCAUCGCCGAGCUGCAGUCCAUCAUGCGCCUCUACUCGCUGUCGACGCAGGAUCUCUUCUUCAAAUGGGAGUCGUACUGCAUAAAACUGGACAUGGACGAAAUGAGGCCAUCUGUCCAACGACUACGAGCUUUCAAGCAAGACCUACAGGACGCCUUAGAAAAGAGCCACCGCACCCAGGUGCACUCUAGGCCCGACAAGCGGGUUGGCGCAACUCCACGAGGUGCUGUAAAAAGUGGCGAUGUAUUCGGCAUACCGAGCUCCUUCAACGAUCGUCCUAAUGCUGGCGAGAUCCUCGAGGUCCUCAAUGAACACCUGCAAGCUGCCGAACCGCCAAUUGCGCCGUUCAGCGAGUCCCGCAUUAAAUUGACAGCGGCUUCUGAUCAAAAGAAGCUGGGAUAUAAGCCAUUAGCAAUGAAACUGUCCGAAGCCUCAGAAAUCCUAGACGACAGGAUAGACGACUUUAUGAACAUAGUCAUGGAGCACCAUAAGAUUGACUACUCCGAAUUCGGUAGCGCAGCUAGUCAAAGCAUAACAGAAAUUAUUGCCGUUGGCCGUAUUGCGUCUGACUCCGCUGAAGGCAAACUCAAUACUGCCUCCUUACUACUUGAAACUUCAAGAAGGAUGGGUGGUGGGCUCCGGGUUCCCUUGGACGUCGAGAAGAUCAAAGGUUACCAGUUCUUUCCUGGUCAGAUAGUCGCUCUGAGGGGCAGUAACACCUCUGGGCAACACUUCACCAUCACUGAUGUUCUCGAGAUACCACUGCUUCCGAAUGCUGCAUCAACACCUGCUGCACUCGCGACCCAUCGAGAGAAGCUGCGCGGGGGCCCCGAUGCCAUGGACUCGGAUAGUGAUCCGAUGCCUCUAAAUGUGUAUUUUGCGUCUGGGCCGUAUACAGCAGAUGACAACCUCGACUUCGAGCCUCUUCACCAAAUCUGCAGCCAGGCAGCUGACACUUAUGCAGAUGCUCUUAUACUAACCGGGCCAUUCAUCGAUGCGGACCAUCCAUUGAUUGCCACAGGAGAUUUCGACCUACCAGAUGAAGCGAUUGUAGAGCCAGACACGGCUACUAUGUCAACCGUGUUCAAGUACAUGAUCUCUCCAGCUCUGAACCGGCUCGUUGCCUCCAAUCCCAAUGUCACUAUCCUUUUAGUCCCAUCAACCCGAGAUGUAAUCGACAAGCACGUAUCCUGGCCCCAAGACGCGUUUCCGAGAAAAGAGCUAGGUCUACCAAAGACAGCGAAAAUCAUAGGCAACCCAAUGACUCUGUCAAUCAAUGAGAUGGUUCUUGGAAUCUCCUCUCAGGACAUUCUCCACGAGUUGCGGCACGAAGACGCGUUACCUCCUUUUGCAAAGGUCGUCGAGAGCGUGUUAGUUAUCAACCCAGGUUACUUGUCCAAGCGACGAGGUGCAGGGACUUAUGCACGGAUGACAUUGUCUCCCCCGUCAUUGACCGACGCAGAAAGCACUGGGGGCAUGCUGGGCCACAGAAUAUUCGACCGCGCCCGUGUUGAGAUCACGAGAAUUUGA
This is a messenger RNA of Phaeoacremonium minimum UCRPA7, 1599 nucleotides long. RefSeq names its product putative dna polymerase subunit alpha b protein. The record is from RefSeq and is a predicted model, not a curated record. Lineage: Eukaryota; Fungi; Ascomycota; Sordariomycetes; Togniniales; Togniniaceae. Gene Ontology annotation, biological process: DNA replication initiation; DNA replication. The coding region runs from base 1 to 1599 and encodes 532 amino acids. The transcript has 4 exons. Gene Ontology annotation, cellular component: alpha DNA polymerase:primase complex. Gene Ontology annotation, molecular function: DNA binding.